Striga asiatica is the source of this 1038-nucleotide messenger RNA. Lineage: Eukaryota; Viridiplantae; Streptophyta; Magnoliopsida; Lamiales; Orobanchaceae. The record is from the annotation of a GenBank genome assembly.
AUGUCCAUGGCAACCAAGUACCUGUGCUCCAUUGAUUUUAGGAUGUUUGUAGAGAAAAUCGAGUGGUUCAAGUUUCUAGUGCUAAUGCAGGAACCAAAAUGGAGUAUGCGCAUAUGCUCAGGAGUCGUGACCAAUAGAUGCAUCCUCAAGGUUGUCAAUGUUGUAUUUGACAACCUAGAUGAAGCGCAUCAAGAUCUAUUUUUGGAUUCUUGCUUCCUUCCACUAGUUCACGUGCCAGCCUACCCUACCCUUCACCUCCACCUCCACCACCGUAUGCAAAGCAACAUUCCAUCCACAAUAACACUUGUACAGACACUCCAGGGGAAACGGAUACAUGGCUCGGCACCCGGUUUCUUGGCACAAAAGUUCAAGGCGUUUAACCAUCUUGAAGGACGUGUGUACGGGAUUACAAAUUGGGACCUUGAGGAGGACAAAAAUGCUUUCAAAUUAACCGAAUCAAGUCAUAAGUUUUUGUUCGAUCAAGAGACAAACAUGUACGAGAUUGUUGAGGACAACUACCCGAGGUUUUUGUUUAACUUCAAAAAUUUCAACGAGCUAUUCGACCCACAAAAAAUUGAUUCCAACAAGCUAUUUGGGGCAGCGGAUACAUGGCUCGGCACCCGGUUUCUUGGCACAAAAGUUCAAGGGGCAGUAGAUACAUGGCUCGGUACCCGGUUUUUCUUGGCACAAAAGUUCAAGGAGUUCAACAUUCUCGAAGGACGUGUGUACGGGAUUAUAAAUUGGGACCUUGAGGAGGACAAAAAUGCUUUCAAAUUAACCGAAUCAAGUCAUAAGUUUCUAUUCGGUCAAGAGACAAACAUGUACAAGAUUAUUGAGGACAACUACCUGAGGUUUAUGUUUAACUUUAAAAAUUUCAACGAGCUAUCCGACCCACAAACAGUUGAUUCCAACAAGCUAUUUGAGGGCCCACCCAGCCCUCUACAAUUCCACACCACAGCUAGUAUUGAUCACUGUGGUGCCACUCAAGGCUGGCAGCCCCCAUCUGGUCAGGAUUCAAUUUCAAUUUCUUGCUGUUAG